UUUUCCACUUCCUUUUCAUUUUAGUAUUUUUGUUUUUCACUUUUUCCAGCUUCUCAUGCGGCUCAUGCCACGUUUUAAAGCCCACCGGCCACCACCCUCCAGCUUUCGCCUUCACGUCCCUCUCACUCAUCUGCCUCCCUUCCCAAUCCCCUGUCACACGCGCGUUCUCGUCGAGUUGGCUUCCUCUCCUGCCCUCCUCGCCCCCUCCAAGAACCCGAGCAAGAAGCAGGCGGACAGCCGAUCGAUCAGGCGCGCGCGCAGCCGCAGCCAUGGGGCCGUCAUGGUGCCGGAGUCUUCGUCUCCUCUUCUUGGCGUCCCUGCUCGUCCUCUCCGCCGCCGCUCUGCAGUCCUCGCAGCGCACGGGGAACCGGCCACCGGAGCUGUCCGCCGCCGACGCGCUCCUCGCCCGCAUGUGCGACCCCCGAAGCUCGCACCCGGCAGGCGUGUCGCCGCUCUCCUUGUGCCACGGCCUGCACCUCAGGCGCCUCCACGGAGGCGGGCGCCACCACCACCACCGACCGGCGCCGCUACCGCUGCCGCCGCCGGGCCGCGGCGGGGAGGAGGAGGUCGACGUGCGCUACGACGUCGCCAAGCGGCUCGUGCCGACGGGGCCGAACCCGCUGCACAACUGAGACGCGCGCCACCAAUCGCUGGCCGCAACGUACGACGACGCGGCGCGGUUAAUCCUUGCUUUCUUGGACGCCGAGUUCUUGCGAGAUCGAGCAGCGCAUGCAAGCACCGCUCGUCGGCCUCUCUUGUUCCUGCUUUCCGGUCGGUACGCGCCCUUGAUGCCCUCCCUGGAAAGGACUUACAAUGGAGGAUCGAUCGAUGCUUUCGUCUGCAUGACAAUAACA
Phragmites australis (common reed) is the source of this 854-nucleotide messenger RNA. Its product is annotated as CLAVATA3/ESR (CLE)-related protein 10-like. NCBI's taxonomy places the organism in Eukaryota, Viridiplantae, Streptophyta, Magnoliopsida, Poales, Poaceae. The coding region runs from base 270 to 632 and encodes 120 amino acids. The record is from RefSeq and is a predicted model, not a curated record. The transcript has a single exon.